Molecule: messenger RNA, 673 nt
Organism: Theileria parva strain Muguga
Lineage: Eukaryota; Apicomplexa; Aconoidasida; Piroplasmida; Theileriidae
Gene: RPL31
Product: 60S ribosomal protein L31-1
Exons: 3
Coding region: 317-673 (118 amino acids)
Biological process (GO): cytoplasmic translation
Cellular component (GO): ribosome; cytosolic large ribosomal subunit
Molecular function (GO): structural constituent of ribosome
Source: RefSeq, a predicted model, not a curated record
GUAAGAGUGGAAUAUAAUAAAUAUUUGUGAUAAUAACAAAUUAAUACAGUUUUUUAUAAAAAUAAUAAAAUGUAUGAGUAUAUAAAUUGUUUUCAAUAUGACAUUUUGGUGUAAGGAUUCCACAGCAAAUCAAAUACAAUUGUGAUUAAUUUUCAAAUUUUUACUGAAAAAUUAUUUCAUUUAUGAUAAAUAUCAUUUGGUGAAGAAUGAAGGGAUAAUAAAGAUUAACGAUUUACUGUGCCCAACAUCAGAUGAAAACUAUUAACUUAUUUUAUAAUAUUUGCUGAUAAUUAUUUUUAAUUAAUACUCUGAAGAUAUGGCACGAGAGAAGCUUAAGAGGAAGACUUUGGCGCCCCUGACGAGGGAUUAUACUAUCCAUUUGCAUAAAAUGGUCCAUCGCGUAACUUUUAAGAGAAAAGCACCAACCGCCGUCAAGAAGAUAAAAGCCUUCGCAGCCAGAGCCAUGAAAACAAAGGACGUCCGUCUUGAUACUAGAUUGAACGAGUUUUUGUGGUCGAAUGGUAUUAAAAACCUGCCGAGAAGGGUCAGGGUUAGGGUCUCUAGGCGCCGUAACGACGACGAGGAUGCCAAGGAACCAAUGUACACUCUCGUUCAGCACAUUCCAGUCGAUGACUUCUCAGGUCUCCAAACUGAAGUUGUAGCCAACGAAUAA